Molecule: messenger RNA, 2375 nt
Organism: Liolophura sinensis
Lineage: Eukaryota; Metazoa; Mollusca; Polyplacophora; Chitonida; Chitonidae
Exons: 4
Coding region: 142-1257 (371 amino acids)
Source: RefSeq, a predicted model, not a curated record
CAGAAGUGUCAUUGAAGUGAUACACAUCUUCCAGGAACCAUUCCAGCUUGUGUAGUUUGCAAGAAAUUACUUUGAAUAUUCUUCUCAAUAUGUGAAAAUUCACUGCUCAGCCAAAAAGUAACAAUCUAACACAUACACACCAUGGGUGUAACACUGGAGCGAGUACAAUACAAAUUUGCCUCCAUCAUUGGAGAACUCUGCAGUGAACCAGAUAUCCUUUCACAAUUUGCAGUAUGGGUGGAUCUCAGAUUAGCAGAAUACAAGUUAAAAGGAUCUAUCUCCUUGGAUUGCUCUGGCGAGACACCUGAUCCGAUAUGGCUGAAAGGCAUUCUUAGUGCUUUAAUAGCUAAGAGGCUGGCCAAGGGCAAAGCAGCAGUAUUAUCAUCAUCCAAGUGUAUGCUAGCCACAGGAGAGGACCAGAAAGUUAAGAGCCUGGUAAAACUGCAAACUCCCGUUAUCCGAAUCUCAGGACCUCGGUCAGCUCAACAGACUGUGGAGCCACAAGUGACAAUUCCACCUAACUUUAUUGUUAAAGGAGAACCGGAAGAAGAGAAAGUUUAUCCACAAGUAAGUUUCCAGGACCAUGCCUAUUUAGGUGACAUCAUCAGGAGAAAACGUGCUGCAGAAACAGUCUCUUCAGAAUCACCAAAGAGGGAAAGAGUUGAAACCAUUCCGUCCAGUCAGAGUAUUGUGUUGCCUGACGAUUUCCAGUCCAUACCACGGCAGGUUGUUGCAGAUGAGGGAGUGACAACAUUGUUAGACACGGCAUCUCCAAUCACAGGUUCAGAAUACCUUCCGGCUGCAACCAAUGAAACUCCAAGCCCUGUAAACCAGUCUACCGGUAACAAGAGCCAAUCUUCGGUCGGAGAUGCCAGUGAAAUGGAAAUGGCUGCCAUACGACAGCGCAAAGCCUUAUACAAACUCCGAUCUUACGUGACAAAGUUUGACCGAUGGGUCCAGGCCGAGUUCAACGAGAGCCGCCACAUGGAAGACAUUCCCCCUGAGCAGCUUGACGCCUACUUGGCUCAGUUCUUUACCACUCUGAAGACGGACCGAGGUGGUGAAUACGGCUACGACUCACUGAUAACACUUCGGUCCGGGCUGGAGCAGUACCUAAGACAGAAGGGAUACCCUCAUCUCAUCCGUUCCUCCCCAUUGUUCUGUCACAGCCAAGCAGCUGUGCGGAAAAGAAGACUCAAACAAGCACAUGCCCGACACCAACAGGCUGAGAUCAGCAAUAAUCAUAAUGAACACUGAUUUAUUUAUUUAUUUGAUUGGUGUUUUAAGCCGCAGGCAAGAAUAUUUCACUUAUAUGACCACGGCCACCAUUAUGGAGGGAGGAAACCGGGCAAAGCCGGGGGGAAACCCACGACCAUCCGCAGGUUUUUAGCAGGCCUUCCCAAAUAAGGCCGGAGAGGAAGCCAGCAUGAGCUCGACUUGAACUCACAGCGACCGCAUUGGUGAGAGACUCCUGGAUCAUUACGCUGCCCUAACACGCUAACCAACUGAACCACGGAGGCCCCUAAUGAACACUGAUCACAACAUGGCUAACACACAGACACUGAAUGGCCCAAUCAAAUAUAAUACUAUAGUGUCCAGACAUUAAGAUGGUCGAUUCAUUGCCGCUUCCAAAAUACUGUGAUUGAAAUCAUUGCGUUGGUCGUCAGGCUGACAUUUGUGCUUGAAGUGUUUACAUGAAUAUAGAGUAAUGAAACUGUUAUCAUUAAUGAUCUUGGACAACAUGUAUACAACGUUUGUGCCUGAUGUAAAUCAGAGUGGUUCUGUGAUUUUCGCUUCUUUGAAAUAUUGACUGAAAGCAAUAUUUUUGGCGAUUGUGAAACUUAUGUUUAGAUAAGUUGAUUAAUAGCCAUAUCACUGUUUUCUCAACAUUGACAAAUGGAAAAAUUAUGGCUACCUGUGAAACUGACACAUUGUAUACACUGUAACAAUACUGUGAUCCAACUUAUCACUUUAUCAAUUCCAGUGAAACCUCAGACUGUAGAUAUCCUCCUUCACAAUAACGUAACCCACCUCAUGAAGAGCCAGUGUAAAACCUGUCUGAAAUGGUGCUUUUUAUGUAUAUGUAUAUAUUUUUAUAAUGUUUGGAAGUAGUGAUAGACAGUCAAAGACAUGUCCAUGUUAAAGCUCAAGGUGCUUUGUAGAAGUGAUUAAUAUUUUCUAAAUGUUGUUUUUAUAAAGUCCUAUAUGUACGUUACAUCUUUUACAUCUUUCUUCAAGAUUGACCAGAAUGUAUGAAAGAUUAUGGCUUAACAGAGAUUGACCAGUAAGGCCUUAUGGAAGAAACAUGUUCUUGAAAUGGGUCAUUGCCUUCACAGUAUUGUUUUUACAUUCGUUAUGACUUCUGUUUGUACAUA